GUCACUUUCUGCUGCUAAAAAGUGUUUCGGUGGUGGAGUUCAGACGGGGUCCGAGGGGCAAUGUUCAUACAAUUAUAUACAAUACCUACGGUAAUUACCUAAAGUACAUACAAUACAAGUUGAGUACGGAAACAUUUGUACUAAAAGGCCGUGUAUUCUCCGCUGUCGCAAAACACAGAUACCUCCAAGGCUAUGUACUUAUCUAAACUUUAGUAACCUUGAUCUUUUUUCCAUCUCAACUUUUUCUUUCCCUUUUCCUCUUACUGUAUUGCCUUACUCUCCUACUCUUACUCUCUUACUCUCUUACUAUUCCACUCAUCUUGCCAACCUCUCCUACUCAUUAACAAGUUGGUGGGGUUGUUUCCAUCUCGACCAACUUCACUGACUUCCCCUGUUGCAAAACCUUUGUCGUCAGUCAAAAACGAACUCUUUUGAGCGAAUUCACCACUUGUUGCGAAACUCGAUAUCCAAAUUGACAACGUCUAUUAACGUUUUACCCUCUUUCCUACACUGCUUAUUCUAUUCGUCUACCGUUACCAAAAUCAACCAAAAUCAAAAUGUCUUUCUCCAGUCUUGUCCAAGAUUUAACCAUUCGCGACGGAAAUACCCCACGUCAGCCUCGAGCCACUACUUCUUCUGCUUCUACCAUGGAUGACCGAGCUUCCCACAUCUCCCGAGCCAUGUCUUACGCAAGUACGGCAGCUACUAGUGUAAGCAUCGCUGGCGAUAUCUCUAGUCAGCUCCACGGUGGUUACCACCAUCCCCUUGCUCGAUCCUGGCAAGCCGAGCGACAAUUGACCAAGUCAAUGUUGAUCUACCCUCUCUUUAUAUCCGAUAUCGAAAAUGACGAGACUUUAAUUCCCUCCUUACCCGGCCAACACCGCCGAGGUGUUAACAAGUUGGUCCCAUUCCUCGAACCCUUAGUACGAAAGGGUCUGCGAUCAGUCAUUCUCUUUGGAGUUCCCCUCAAGCCCGGCUGCAAGGAUGCCCUGGGCACUGCUGCCGAUGACCCGAAAGGUCCAGUCAUUCAAGCGAUCCGUUUGUUGCGACAGAGGUUCCCUCAGUUGUUCAUUGUUGUGGAUGUUUGCCUCUGUGAAUACACGUCGCAUGGUCACUGUGGUAUCCUCAGAGACGACGCUACCUUGAACAAUCAGCUAUCGGUUGAUCGCAUCUCUGAUGUCGCCAUCGCCUAUGCCCGAGCUGGUGCCCAUUGUGUUGCGCCAUCUGACAUGAACGAUGGCCGUAUUCGAGCUAUCAAGUUGAAGUUGAUCGAGGAGGGAAUUGCGCAUAAGACUUUGUUAAUGUCAUAUGCUGCCAAGUUCUCCGGCUGCCUUUACGGCCCCUUUAGGGAUGCUGCUGGUUCGGCGCCUUCAUUUGGCGACCGAAGGUGCUAUCAACUCCCACCCGGAGGACGCGGGCUUGCACGACGAGCCAUAGUCAGAGAUAUUGGCGAAGGAGCUGAUAUCAUUAUGGUGAAGCCAGCUGCCCAGUAUCUCGACAUCAUUAGCGAUGCGAAGGAGCUAGGCAAAGACCUCCCCGUUGCUGCAUACCAUGUAAGUGGAGAAUAUGCGAUGGUAUACGCUGCCGCAAAGGCUGGUGUAUUCGACCUCAAAACGAUGGCCUUUGAAGUCACCGAGGGAAUCCUCAGAGCUGGUGCCACGAUUAUCAUCAGCUAUUUCACACCGGAAUUCCUAGACUGGUUAGACAACUAGUUGCCCUCUCCGAAGAACUAAAAGAAAUGGUGGGAGCGUUAUAGCAUAGGUUGGUGGAGUUACUGGCGUUUAAAGAGAUAGGCUAUCUGGCAUGCCAUUGAAGACGACAUCACGAAUAUUUGACAGCAUUUUGCUUUUGACGUCGAUACCAUUUAUCGGUUGCAUAAAUAAAGUCGUUAUCUUAGGUUUCUAUAUCCAAUUAACUCGUAGAGAGGCAUGACAAUGCCUUGCAGAUUAAUUAAAUCCAUACUACUAGUACUAGAACAAUAUAUUUUAUGAAUAACCGUAUGAUUCCCAAUGGGGAGUAUGAAAGCG
Molecule: messenger RNA, 2027 nt
Organism: Hypoxylon fragiforme
Lineage: Eukaryota; Fungi; Ascomycota; Sordariomycetes; Xylariales; Hypoxylaceae
Product: delta-aminolevulinic acid dehydratase
Exons: 2
Coding region: 558-1712 (384 amino acids)
Biological process (GO): heme biosynthetic process
Cellular component (GO): cytosol
Molecular function (GO): zinc ion binding; porphobilinogen synthase activity
Source: RefSeq, a predicted model, not a curated record